ACAACAGUGUCAACACGUGAAGCGCGCAAUGGACAACAAAAUAUUAUGCAAGCGAUAAAUAAAUUUUGUGAAAAUUAAUUAAAAUUCAGUAGUAAACGUUGCAAUUGGUUAAUCAAUAUGUAUCGUUUAUUAAGCGCUAAUCGCGCUACAGCUAUGCAUAAAGUGCUGCGGUUGCCAUCGCCUGCACCAACAACAGGCUGUUGCAAUUGCGGCGGCACUGCGCACAAUUUGACCCAAUAUCAGCAAUAUUAUCAGAUGCUUUACCGUCCAGCGCCGGCAACAAUAACAACAACAACAAAUGCCACAGCUUUGCGCACACAGUCCACCACGCCCACACAAACAGACGCCCUUGCGCUGGCCAAGAAGAAACGUUUACGUAAACCGCGUUACGCCAAGUAUGUGGAGCUCCUAGAAGUCACCGAGCUCACUGCCAGCGAGCGUAAAUCCCGCGUCAAACGUUUGAAAUCCAAAAAAUUGGCGGAAUUCAUACAGAAGACUCAGAUGCAAAUAUUAGAGAAGCGGGCGCGCGAGGAGCGUCGCCUCCUGAAGAAGGGCAAAGCCAGCAACGGAGAUGUAGCACAACUACAGCUCUCGGAAUAUCAACAAAUUUUGCUGGAUGAAAGAUGGAAGAAUCCCAAAGCUAGCAACGAGGAGACAUCACAGCGACAACCCGCCGAAUAUCAAAAGAUCGAUUUAGAUGCUGUUGAUAGUUCCAUUCUUGAGGCGGGGACGUACGAUGACAAGCCCAUGAUAUUCUUUGGUAAGGAAAUGUACACCAAACAAAUCAUUGCAAAUCCGGAUGAGGUGCUUAAAAUACUAAAAAGCUUUCACAAUUAUCGGGAUAUAAUUGAGAGCAUGGAGAAUGAGCGACAGGAUAAUAUUGAGAACGAUUUGGCGAGCUAUAGCUUAAAUGCGCCUAAGCACGCAGAUGAAACAGCUCUGUUGGAUCCAUUUGAAUCGAUAGAGCCUUACAUCGAUGUUCAGCAGCCAAAAAAAGCAGCUGUGACUAUCGACGCUCAGCCCAAUGUUAAUGCCGCAACGGCAAAGUCUAAGAAGCGCUUUAAGUCAAAGGUGCAUGUCAAUGAGGAGCAGGAGCGGUUGGCCAAACAGCGUGCAUUAACCAUCAAUUUGACCACAUAUCUGAAUGUGUGUGUUUCGGCCAAUAUGUUGAGUCGUGCCCUGUCCACAAUCUUUGCCUAUCGCAGUCGCGUUAAGAAGAGCAACACGCAACAAAAGCAAAACAUCCUCUCCAUUGAUCUGUACAAUAUUCUGUUGCAUGGUUAUGCAGGCAAGGGUUCAUUGGACCGUUGCCAGGAGCUGUUCAAGCUGAUCCAUGAGGAUGGGCUGCAGUUUAACGAGCAAACUUAUGCAGCAGUUUUCGAAUGCCUUGGUCGUGUGGAGUCGGAUGCACAGAAUCAGCAAUUAAUUGAGCAGUACAUAACACAGGCGGAGCAGCAAGGCUUUAGCCUUAAUCAGAUUAUGGAUCGCUCCAAAUUUGUAUCGGAUCAACGUGAUAUUGCGCUGGACGCCAUAAGGCGGGUACGUGCUGACUUUACGCCUGUUUAUGUGCCGCCGCAGUUGGGCUACGACAACAAGCUGCUGAAUGAUCUCAAUGCAUAUGUUAUACCCUUUGGUGAAGAAGCAAAUGCAAACGCAGUGGAGGAUUGCAGAAUCAUGAGGUCCAAACUUGGCUACAGUAAAGCCCAGCUGGAGCAACUGGCACGUGAGCAGCUGCAAGUUGAACUGGACGGCAGCAUCACCAUUAAGUCCAUUGAGAAGUCUAAGCAGUUUGCCAAUUCCGAAUUUUGCCGCACAAAGCUCAAGGAACUCGAUCAAAACUGGCGCAAACAAAUCUCAGCUGCGAUAGUGCGUGAUCUGAACACGUUGCGGGCUCAGGUGCGAUUCAAGCCACAUGGAUAUAUGAACUACUACACGUACCUUAAAGUGCUAGAUUCGAGCCACUAUACGGACAUUCUCAUCAAGGAGAUUUACAAGCUGGCAGAAGGCUCUGAAACCUUCAGUCCUACAGUGGGACAGCUGUACAAGGAACUGGGACAAAAAGUGCAACAAUGCUAUCAGAUUGAACUUAAGAAACACAAUGGUACGCUGGAGAAAAUUGGAGAAAUCUACAGUUCGUAUUGUGAGCUGUGGGACAGUGGGAAAACUCAGGAUAAUACACGACAGAUGUGGCAACGUUUAGUGCACGAACAGCGGCACAGUGGACCCUCGAUGGAUUUGCCCGAGGUGCCGUGGCCAGCAAAUGUGCUCACAGGCGUGGGACGAUUUCUUUACAAUAUUCUAAUGCGGGACAUUAAAAUCGAUUCGCAUAUAAUGCGCCAGAAGGGAAAAUCCAAGACGGCGACAACGACGAUGCCACAAAAUCUGUUGCCCGCCUUUUAUACGCUGUUCCGCAACCAAGGUCGGCUGGUCAAGGAGGAGGUGAAGCCACAUCCUGUGCUGUCGCGAUUGUUGCGCGCCUCACGUCAACAGACGCUCACCUUUGACUCGAAUCUGGUGCCCAUGCUCUGUCCACCGCAACCCUGGAGUACGCCACACAACGGCGGCUAUUUGCUAAACAAAUCGGAGCUCAUACGUCUGCCGCAACAGGCUGUGCAACAAUGGGAACGUAUUUAUGCCUCCAAUCCUCAACAUCUCUAUCCGGCACUCGAUUCUCUCAAUCAGCUUGCAAGCGUGCCUUGGCGUGUGAAUACCCAACUGUUGGAAGUCAUUAUUGAAGUGUUCCAAAACGGUGGCGAUGCCAAACUGGAUGUGCCACAGCCGCCCAGCUCCCUGCCGCCGUUGCCAACGCUGCCCACGGCUGCUGCCAUUGAAAGUGGAGGAGCUAAUCCCGUCUCGCCAGCGGAGCGUGCCAAACAGUUCCGCGACAAGCUCGGUCAUCGGCGCAAACAGGCCGAAAUGUACAGCUUGUGGUGUGAUGCACUCUAUCGCCUGUCGCUGGCUCAACAUUACCGCGACAAGGUUUUUUGGCUGCCACAUAAUAUGGACUUUCGUGGUCGUGUUUAUCCCGUGCCGCCACACUUGAAUCACUUGGGCUCGGAUCUGGCGCGUUCCAUGCUGAUCUUUGAUCAGGCACAGCCGCUAGGCAUCGAUGGCUUUAGCUGGCUAAAAUUGCACUGCAUUAAUUUGACGGGUCUGAAGAAACGAGAUUCGGUGCGUGAGCGACUGUUGUAUGCGGAGGAGAUUAUGCCAGAUAUAUUGGAUUCGGCAGAUAAUCCACUCACAGGUCGCAUGUGGUGGUCCAAGUCAGAUGAACCUUGGCAAACACUCGCCUGUUGCAUGGAAAUUGCCAAUGUCGAACGUUCUCCCGAUCCCGCUGCGUAUCUCAGUCGCUUUCCCAUACAUCAGGAUGGUUCUUGCAAUGGACUGCAACAUUAUGCGGCUCUAGGUCGAGAUCAGGCUGGUGCAUGCAGUGUUAAUCUGGCACCCUCGGCUAUCCCACAGGAUGUCUACAGCGCUGUGGCGGCGCUUGUGGAACGCACACGUAAAACGGAUGCACAGAAUGGAUUGCAUGUGGCAGCGGCGUUGGAAGGAUUUGUGCGGCGCAAGGUCAUCAAGCAAACGGUGAUGACAACAGUCUACGGAGUCACUCGUUAUGGUGCACGACUGCAGAUUGCACGACAGCUGAAGGAUAUUGAUGACUUCCCCAAGGAUUGGGUGUGGCCUGCUUCUACGUAUCUUACCACGAAAACCUUUGAGAGUCUGCGGGAAAUGUUUACCUCAACGCGUGAGAUUCAAGACUGGUUCACCGAGUGUGCGCGUCUCAUUGCAGGCGUCUGCUGCCAGAAUGUCGAGUGGAUCACACCGUUGGGUCUUCCAGUGGUGCAGCCUUACAAUCGCCAGGAAGCGAAGCAUGCUCCACGCAGUGGUCUGCGCGUUACCAAUAACAUGUCGAUGGAUCUUUACGAACGUCCCAACAUUCUUAAGCAGAAGAACGCCUUUCCGCCGAAUUUCAUACACUCGCUGGAUUCAUCCCACAUGAUGCUUACCUCGUUGCAGUGUGAGAGACAAGGUCUGACCUUUGUCUCCGUCCACGAUUGUUUCUGGACGCAUGCGUGCACGGUGCCUGAGUUAAAUCGCGCCUGUCGAGAACAGUUUGUGGCCUUACACUCUGAGCCCAUUCUGGAACAGUUGUCCAAGUUUAUGCGACAUACCUACAGCUUCCGUGAUAAUGACUUUACCAACGAUGGUUCUGUGGAAGAUCUGUCCAAGCGUCAGCUGAAUCGCACUUUAAGACAGCUACCCCAGAAGGGUGACUUUGAUCUGCGCAAUGUCCUUGAUUCGGUCUACUUCUUCAGCUAGUUCUACUUCCUACAGACAACGUGCCUAAUUGUAGUCUUUAGUCAUUUAUUAUAAGCCUAAUAUUUUGUUACAUUUGUUAUACCAAUUGGAUGCUUUUAAUACCAAAAAAAAAAAAAAAACUGCAAAAGAAAAUAACCCAAACCCAACCAGUUCAGCAGCUGAAAAUGUGAUUUUUGUAAAAGUUUACAGACAAAACAUACACCUAAUAUUAAAAUGCCUACAAAGAAACAAAA
This is a messenger RNA of Drosophila innubila, 4553 nucleotides long. RefSeq names its product DNA-directed RNA polymerase, mitochondrial (gene mtRNApol). Gene Ontology annotation, molecular function: mitochondrial promoter sequence-specific DNA binding; DNA-directed RNA polymerase activity; protein binding. Gene Ontology annotation, biological process: mitochondrial transcription. Bases 118 to 4320 code for a protein of 1400 amino acids. The record is from RefSeq and is a predicted model, not a curated record. Gene Ontology annotation, cellular component: mitochondrial DNA-directed RNA polymerase complex. The transcript has 8 exons. Lineage: Eukaryota; Metazoa; Arthropoda; Insecta; Diptera; Drosophilidae.